Messenger RNA from Actinia tenebrosa (Australian red waratah sea anemone), 2519 nucleotides. RefSeq names its product serine/threonine-protein phosphatase 2A regulatory subunit B'' subunit gamma. Gene Ontology annotation, biological process: T cell homeostasis; regulation of dephosphorylation; positive regulation of B cell differentiation. The record is from RefSeq and is a predicted model, not a curated record. Lineage: Eukaryota; Metazoa; Cnidaria; Anthozoa; Actiniaria; Actiniidae. Gene Ontology annotation, cellular component: spindle; centrosome.
AAUAUUCUGGGAAAAGGAGAAAUUAUUACUUGCAUAUUAUUAAACAUAAUACCGCUAGCUUAUACCGUCAGUGAUAGGACACUUCCGAGCACCUUAACAUUGAAAUCUUUCUUGAAAAUCAGUUCUAGCUACAAGAGAAUAUCGUCAAAUGUUACAUGCAUAUCCUACUACUAACGAAAUAGAAAAGAAAGGGAGAAAAGGAUUGGAGAAAGAAUGAAAGAAAAAGAUGAACUAUAAUCCCAGAAUGCCAUGCAACGUUAAAAUACCCACAAUCCUWCGUGCGCUGAGUCAUCUCUCAAAAUAAAAACAUGGCGGGAUUUUUGUCCAUCAAAAUAUUUGAUUCUAGAUUUUGAUGAUCUGGGACAGUAAAUAACCUAAUUUCAGUAAUAUGUCUUGGGCUGAUACCUUGAAGCGAUACGUGGAGAGGAAAAAGAACGAAAAAGCUGAAGGGGCAACUAGUGCUUAUCAAGACGGAAAUUUGACGGAAACUGAAUUAUUUACCAAGUACUACACAGAAUGGAAAGGCCAUCCUAAAGGAAAGGGAAAAGGGAAAGACAAGACCUUCAAUACCAUUCCAAAAUUCUACUAUAAGUUGCCAUCAGAAGAUGAAGUGCUACAACAAAAACUCAGGGAGGAAUCAAGAGCUGUAUUCCUUCAAAGAAAGAGUAGAGAACUUCUAGACAAUGAAGAGCUGCAGAAUCUCUGGUUUCUUUUGGAUAAGCACCACACUCCUCCAGUCUUAGGAGAGGAACAGAUGAUAAAUUAUGAAGAUUUYUUGAAUGUUUCUUCUCAAGCAGGAGUAAAAUGCAGACCAUUCUUUACUGCUACUGUCUUCAGCAAGUUGUACCAGAGUGAUCCUUUUGGAAGGAUUUCAAUCAUGCAGUUUUUCAAUUACGUUAUGAGAAAAGUAUGGCUUCAUCAAACGAGAAUUGGAUUAAGUCUUUACGAUGUUGCUGGUCAGGGAUACCUCAAAGAAUCUGACCUGGAGAAUUACAUCCUUGAACUUAUACCCACUCUUCCCCAGUUGGAUGGAUUGGAAAAGUCAUUCUAUUCUUUUUAUGUCUGUACUGCUGUCAGAAAGUUCUUUUUCUUCCUUGAUCCUCUAAGGACUGGUAAAAUAAAGAUUCAGGAUAUCCUAGCUUGUAGUUUUCUAGAUGAUCUUCUUGAGCUCAGGGAUGAAGACCUGUCUAAAGAGCAACAAGAUGCUAACUGGUUCUCUGCCCCAUCAGCUCUAAGAGUUUAUGGUCAAUAUCUUAAUCUAGAUACAGAUCAUAAUGGUAUGCUAAGCAAAGACGAACUAGCCAAGUAUGGUUCUGGCACCUUGACUAAGGUCUUCAUUGACAGGGUUUUCCAGGAAUGCCUGACUUACGAUGGUGAAAUGGAUUACAAAACAUAUUUAGAUUUUGUCCUUGCCUUAGAAAACAGAAAAGAACCACAGGCACUGCAGUAUCUGUUUAAAAUAUUAGAUGUAAAGGGUGUAGGUUACCUCAACAUCUUCUCAUUAAACUUCUUUUUCCGGGCUAUACAAGAAGACAUGGUUAAACAUGGUCAUGAACCAGUAAAAUUCUUAGACAUUAAGGAUGAAAUAUUUGAUAUGGUAAAACCAAAAGAUCCUUAUAAAAUAAGUCUCCAAGACCUACUAAACAGUUCUCAAGGAGAAACAGUAGCGAGCAUUCUUAUAGACUUGAAUGGCUUUUGGACUUAUGAAAAUAGAGAACUCCUUGUACAAGAACCCAUUGUAGAUGACUGAAAAUUCUCAAUGUAUAAUACUGACAGUAUGGACAUGUGGAACUUUUAUUACUGCAACUUACUCUCCUCUUGGCUGUAAAAGAUAAGGUGAUGAAGAGAGUCUAAGUUGAAACACCAGAGAGAAAAAACUAAACUAAAACCUUGCUAGGUGUGGGUACGAGAAAGUUGAACCUUUUUUAUUUAUGUUAUAUAUUAAAUAAACGCAGAUGGUCAAGCUGGUUGUUAGUAGCAUAACUUGAUGAUCAUAAAAUUACUGUACAUUGUAAAAAAAGAUAUUCCAAAUUGUAUGAAACAAACUAUACAUCCUUCAUCCCUAAACAAGAAAAUAUCAAGUAUUUACAUAAUGGUGUUACUACCACUAUAUGACAGAGCGAGGCACUAAAGUAUGACCAUGUUUUUAGCUGCCAAACAAGCCUGUACAUGCCUUAUUUGGUAAAACCAGCCUGUUUUGCAUCGAAAUGUGUAUGUUUAACAUACAAAAACCUGUGCAUAGAAUUAUGCAAAUACUAUAUAUCUGGUCAUACUUUUGCCGUAAAAGGCACAUCAGACUCUAGUAGUAGUAAUGGUAUGGACCAGUGGUAUGACACCAUCAUAAUUUAUAUUUCAAUAUUUGCAGUCAAGCAUUGAUUGAUUGAAGGUCAGCUCCACUUGCUGUGAAUAAACUCUGCCUCUUCCUUUAGUUCCUUGAAGCGACACUGAAUAACAUCUGUUAUGUGUUUUCGUGCUUCAGUCUGGAAAUUGUUCAACAAUAAAAGUUAAUAAUGAAUGGU